AUGCCGCCUCCAGCUCUUCAACACCUCGGUCUUAUCGACCUUGUCGCUUCUGACCCUCGACCAACAUUUGUCGUUGCAUUGCCCGAGCAGACAUCCUCCAAUAUAUCCCAUUAUUCGGCCGACAUCCUGUAUCGAAACCCUGCCUUGCAGAACUCUUAUACCCUCGACCACUCUAUUGCCUCUAUCCCUCAAGAUGUUUCCCACUCGCCGUUCUGGAACUGGGUCACCAGCCCGCCGUCUGCGCCAACGUCUCACACAGAUGCCACAGGUCCUGCACCAACAAAUACGCAACACUCACUUCCAUAUCUUGGUGUUUACUGGACGCGAAGCAUAGUUCUGGGUCAAUGGGUGGUGAUGAGUGGAAAUGAAACGCCUCCUUCGUCAGAGCCCCCGCGCAAAGUUCGAAUAGAGGGAAAGGAGGGUGAGACAACUAGAAGAUAUCCCCAAAAAUCGCCACUGGAUAAUGCGCGUUUACCGUCCCGAAAAAAGUCGGAGAGCAAAACUCCACUGCAUUAUCGCGAUGAAUCAAACCCAGGGCUCAUGGUUCCCGUCUCCGACUCCGAAGCAGAGCCAUUUCUUGACGUGGUUCAAAAUGUGGAUUGGGAGUCGACAUUUCUGGGACCCAUGUCAGAUUGGCCCGCUCAACUUCAGCAUACAUUUAAUCAGCUCGUCUCAGAUUCGCGACCAGUGGCGCUCUAUUGGGGUUCCGAGUAUGUCACGAUUUACAAUGAGGCCUUUUCAAAAUACUGUGGCGCUCGACAUCCUGGACUUUUAGGACGACCAGCGCCAGAAGCUUGGCCUCAUCUUAAGACUAGACUGGAUGAAAUGACGGCUUCGCCAUCGAAAAACUAUUCGAAUGCUGAGGAUGAGUCCAAAUUUUUCAUCCCCUUGGCAGACGGCUCACAUGAAGAGACAUAUGUCAAAUCUUCUAUGGUCCCCAUUGUCUACGACAAGAAAUGCCUGGGAAUCCAGCACUCGCUACUCGAAAUGACCUCAAGACGACUUUGGGAGCGAAGGAUGAAAAUGCUUAUUGAUCUCGGUGAGGCUCUUGUCUCUACGAAGGAUGCCAAGUCGUACUGGUCCAGGACGAUUGAGGAACUAGAACGCUGGAGUCCUACCUACGAUGUCCCAUUGGCCUUUUUGUACUCCGUGGCAGACGACGAAUCCGACAUUACCCUUUCAAAAUAUGAUUGCCCCAAGAUUUGUCAUCUUGAGGGCUCACUGGGCGUGCCAGAGGGACAUGCGAUUGCUCCUCAGGUCCUCAGCCUCAGUGAAACAGAUGAGGGGAUGGCUUCUGUCAUGAGGAAGUCGUUGGACCACCGUCAACCAAUUCUUUUGCAGACAAAGGACGACACAUUGCCAAAAACCCUGUUGCACGGUCUAGCAUGGCGCGGCUUUGGUGACCCUUGCCAAGCUGCCAUCGUGUUGCCUAUUCGUCCAACUAAAGAAGAAAACGCUAUGGGUAUUCUGUUCCUAGGCUUGAAUCCUCGACGCCCAUACGAUAACGAUUAUCGGCAAUUCAUAUCCUUGUUGAACCAGAAGCUUACGAGCUCCCUUGCUUCCACAGUUCUCUUGGAAGAGGAGGCCCGGCGGCGGCGCAACAUUACCGAGCAGGCUGCCUACGAUAAUGCCAUGCUUAAGCAGCGACUAGAAUAUCAAACCGAACAGGCAGAGAGAUCCAUGCAAACGUUUACCGCAGUCGCAGACUUUAUCCCCGUGGGUAUGUGCUUUGUGGAUGUCGAAGGUAAUAUCACGUUUGCCAAUGAUGCCUGGCAUCGUAUCACCGGAUGUCCAAGAGGACCAAUUGUGCAAAGCGCACUUCUCGAGUCAGUGCUUGAGGAAGAUAAGCAAAAAGUUAUACAAGCAUACAAAGACGUCCAGAAAGUCGACACUGUUACUUUCGAAUACCGCAUCGCCCGAAACGGUAACACAGCGGACUCCAAGAGCUUCAAGUCUUCUACAAGUUCUUUAUCUUCAAACGGUGAAAGAGUCUUGCGUCAUAUCCUGGCUUCUACGAAGGCCGAGAGAGCUCCAGAUGGCAGUGUCAUUCGAAUUCUUACUUGCCUGACUGAUGUAACGGUACAAAAAGACACGGCCGAGGAGGCGGUCCAGAGGGCACAAGAAGCAGAGAAUCUAAAGCGUCUCGCCGAGUUUGCCACGGUUGGAAUGUACGAUGUCAGCAUGGAUGGAAGACUGCUUAGCGCGAACAAUCUUUUCUGGGAACUGACAGACUUAGAAAAGGUUGAUCUCACCAAGACCGACGUGAGACCUUGGCCAGAAUGUGUUGUGAAGGAAGAUUUGCAUAUCCUACAGGAAAGCCUCGAUAAGCUAGUCGUAUCAGGACGAACUGAAACGGCCGAGUUUCGACUCCGGAACGGCUUGGUGACAGAGGACAGCAACGGGAAUUCAGCUGUGGCCCCACGAUGGGUGCUUGCUACGUUCAUGCCAGUUAGAAGCUCUGACGGUGUGAUUCAAUCCUUUACCGGCUGCCUGAGCGACGUUUCGAUACAGAAAUGGCAAUUGGAGCAAGAGAAGCUUCGCAAAGAAGAGGCGAUCGAGUCGAAGCGUCAGCAGGAAAACUUCAUCGACAUGACCUCACACGAGAUGCGGAAUCCAUUAAGCGCUAUUCUUCACUGUACCGACGCAAUCAUUGCCUCUCUUGCAAGAGUACAAGACAUCAGUGACAACUCUGCCCCUCUUACACCAACACGAAGCGGCUCUCAAGGCGAUGAGAGAAGUAUUGGCGAAAGAUCCGUUGAGGAGAAGAAGCUCUUGGAAGACAGCAUCGAAAACGCCGAGACCAUUGUGACGUGCGCUCAACACCAGAAACGCAUUGUCGAUGACAUUCUCACAAUGUCUAAACUUGACUCCAAGUUAUUGGCCGUAACGCCCUGCACGGUAGAUCCGAUCCAGAUUGUGAAUGGCGCUCUCAAGAUGUUUGAAGUGGAGGCUCGGCGUGUAGAUAUUGAGCUGACCUCUUACGUCGACAAGUCGUACAAGGAUCUCGCAUAUGACUACCUGGACUUGGAUCCAAGCAGAGUUCAGCAAGUUUUGAUCAAUCUCCUCACGAACGCGCUGAAGUUCACCAAGUCUGGCACUACCCGGCAUGUCACUGUCGGGGUUAAAGGGUCUCUGGAACCACCCGGAGAGGCCAUGACAGUGGUUCAGUUCAUUCCUCGAUUCUGCGAUGUUUCAGAGGAAUACGACCAACCCGCGCUUAAGGGACGUACUCGUCCUGUGUAUCUCUUGUUCGAGGUAAAGGAUACGGGCCAGGGUUUGACGGUCGAAGAGAUGGGCAGCCUCUUCAAUAAGUUCGUUCAAGCGAGCGCCAAGACGCAUACCAAAUACGGAGGAUCAGGACUUGGGUUGUUCAUUUCCCGGCGCUUGACAGAACUCCAGAACGGUGCGAUUGGGGUCUCCAGUCAACCUGGCGUGGGAUCAACGUUCGCGUUCUAUAUCGAGGCUUUUGUGCCAAGCGAAGCCUCCCGGAAUGAAGCACUCGCUGCCGCGGCUGCAGCCAGGUUGAUUACCGGUGCUGACGGUGCUGAAGCUGAUGGCAAACGACCCUGUCGAGAUAUUCGCUUGCAGAAGCAUCAAAACCCAGGAGGAAAUGUUCGGCUUGAUGGGAUUUUGGUUGUCGAAGACAACCUGAUCAACCAGCAAAUCACGAGACGCGGGUUGACGGACAGAGGCUACAUGGUAGAUGUUGCUAAUCAUGGAAUUGAAGCCCUCGACAAGCUGAAACACAGGCAAGGCGGUACCCCGGGACUUGGCCUCAAGGCAGGCAGUAGUCGCUCGGGGAGGAGUAACAUGAACCCGCUACCUAUAGCUAUCAAUCUCGUUCUUAUGGAUAUCGAGAUGCCGAUCCAGGAUGGGUUAACGUGCACGCGAACCAUUCGCGAACUAGAAGCGGAGGGGGAAAUCUUCUGUGCGUCUGGAGGCCGCAUUCCCAUCAUCGCUGUUACGGCCAAUGCACGGCCGGAACAGGUUAUGGAAGCCAAGCAAGCUGGGUGUGACGACGUUAUGGUAAAGCCAUACAGGAUACCAGAGCUCAUUGAGAAGAUGCAAGUGGUGGUACGACGGAUGGGAGGACUCAGCCCGAACUCCCCAGUGAGAUGA
Molecule: messenger RNA, 4119 nt
Organism: Fusarium mangiferae
Lineage: Eukaryota; Fungi; Ascomycota; Sordariomycetes; Hypocreales; Nectriaceae
Exons: 1
Coding region: 1-4119 (1372 amino acids)
Biological process (GO): phosphorelay signal transduction system; phosphorylation; regulation of DNA-templated transcription
Molecular function (GO): phosphorelay sensor kinase activity
Source: RefSeq, a predicted model, not a curated record